AGUGAACUUGACAUCCCUUGUUCUCUUACCCGGCUUUAGUCUUUCUGAUUCUUCAGCUCCUUGUAAACAUGGCUGGCUGUUUGCAGAUUCUCCGUGCUGUCUCUAGGUCAUCAUCAGCAGUAAUUGCCGCAGGAAAUUUGUCUGCUGCUCGACCACAAGUUUCCCACGUAGCCCCAGCUCUGACUAACGUACAACAACGACGACACUAUGCUGCUGACAAGCGGAUCAAGGUAACAAAUCCUGUAGUAGAAAUGGAUGGAGAUGAAAUGACCCGUAUCAUCUGGGAAUUCAUCAAAGAAAAGCUGAUUUUGUCAAAUGUGGAUGUGGAAUUGAAAUACUUUGAUCUUGGCCUCCCUUACCGUGAUCAGACAAAUGAUCAGGUCACUAUAGAUUCUGCAUUGGCUACCAAGAAAUAUAAUGUUGCUGUAAAGUGUGCUACAAUUACCCCUGAUGAAGCCAGAGUUGAGGAAUUCAAGCUGAAGAAAAUGUGGAAGAGUCCUAAUGGCACAAUCAGAAAUAUCCUGGGUGGUACAGUGUUCCGAGAGCCAAUUAUCUGCAAAAACAUUCCCCGCCUUGUUCUUGGCUGGAGCAAGCCUAUCACCAUUGGCAGACACGCCCAUGGAGAUCAGUACAAGGCAACAGAUUUUGUAGUGGACAGAGCUGGCACAUUUAAAAUGGUAUUCACCCCUAAAGAUGGCAGUGCCACAAAAGAAUAUGAAGUGUUUGAUUUUCCAGCUGGAGGCGUUGGAAUGGGCAUGUACAACACAGAUGAGUCUAUCUCUGGUUUUGCUCACAGCUGUUUCCAGUAUGCCAUCCAGAAGCAAUGGCCACUAUAUAUGAGCACAAAGAACACCAUCCUUAAGGCAUAUGAUGGGCGCUUCAAGGACAUCUUCCAGGAUAUCUUUGAAAAGCAUUACAAGCCAGAUUUUGACAGACUGAAGAUUUGGUACGAACACCGCUUAAUAGAUGAUAUGGUAGCGCAGGUACUGAAGUCCAGUGGUGGUUUUGUUUGGGCCUGUAAGAACUACGAUGGGGAUGUUCAGUCUGACAUUCUAGCCCAAGGCUUUGGUUCUCUUGGGUUGAUGACCUCUGUCCUAGUUUGUCCUGAUGGCAAGACCAUUGAAGCUGAGGCAGCCCAUGGAACAGUGACCCGCCAUUACAGAGAGCAUCAAAAGGGCAGACCUACUAGCACCAAUCCCAUUGCCAGUAUCUUUGCCUGGACACGAGGCUUGGAGCAUCGUGGUAAACUAGAUGGCAACGCAGACCUCAUUGGCUUUGCACAGAAAUUGGAGCAAGUCUGCGUGGAAACAGUUGAGAGUGGUGUAAUGACCAAAGACCUUGCUGGCUGCAUCCAUGGUGGUCUAAGCAAUGUUAAAUUGAACGAGCAUUAUGUUAAUACAACGGACUUCCUUGAUGCCAUCAAAAACAACUUGGACAAAGCACUGGGAAAGAAAUGAACUUUGGAAAACUUGGACAUAGUUGGUUAAUUUAAGAAAGCUAAUCACUAAGAGGACUCCGGAGAAUCUGUACAAGUGAAUGUCAUUUUAAAGUUCUAGCAUUAGACCUACCAGAAAUGAACUUCAUGUCAUUUUUAAUAUUCCCCUUGUACUGGGUUUAUUUUUUUAGAGAUGCUACUCCUUUUCAUUUUGUCUCUGGAUGUUGUACAGUUGGAGUUGACUUGACGGUUUCCAUGUUUAGUGUACAAAUGUGAAAAGAUGAUGUACCUAAUUUAUACUCCAAUGGAGUUGACACAAGCAAAAAAUGAUCUUCAUGACUAUUGAAGAUACUUUGGGGCAAUAAAUAAUCUACGAGCUA
Molecule: messenger RNA, 1815 nt
Organism: Protopterus annectens (West African lungfish)
Lineage: Eukaryota; Metazoa; Chordata; Ceratodontiformes; Protopteridae
Gene: IDH2
Product: isocitrate dehydrogenase (NADP(+)) 2
Exons: 11
Coding region: 69-1457 (462 amino acids)
Biological process (GO): isocitrate metabolic process
Cellular component (GO): mitochondrion
Molecular function (GO): NAD binding; magnesium ion binding; isocitrate dehydrogenase (NADP+) activity
Source: RefSeq, a predicted model, not a curated record